Molecule: messenger RNA, 2456 nt
Organism: Trematosphaeria pertusa
Lineage: Eukaryota; Fungi; Ascomycota; Dothideomycetes; Pleosporales; Trematosphaeriaceae
Product: P-loop containing nucleoside triphosphate hydrolase protein
Exons: 5
Coding region: 111-2201 (696 amino acids)
Biological process (GO): transmembrane transport; intracellular iron ion homeostasis
Cellular component (GO): mitochondrial inner membrane
Molecular function (GO): ATP hydrolysis activity; ATP binding; ABC-type transporter activity
Source: RefSeq, a predicted model, not a curated record
UCCUCCUCAGCCUCACGCCCUUCUAUAAAUCCGCGCGUCCCCUUUUAAGCUCCGCAGAGCUCCAAUUGUACUUCCUGCAGCUUCUCGCGCCUGAACAUGUGAGGGUCGCCAUGCUAAUCCCCCCGCUUGCCCGUGCCUGCCGGCCAGGCCUCCGAAGCUGGCAACCUCAACCUCUAUACUACGCGACACGAGUCUUCACCUCCAGCCCGCUCCACAGAAAAGACGCCCACGGUCACCGGCCUACGCAUCGUCCGCCACCCCACGCCCACACCCAUCAUCGGCCAGCCCCCGGAACCAAAGAUGCGGUCCAGAAGACAAGGGCAGCGCAGCCGGCGAGACCGGAUAUGCUGACGGAGCAGGUGGUCUCUACCAAGGACCAGCGCAAGGCCGACUGGGCUAUCAUGAAAGAGAUGUCGAGGUAUCUGUGGCCAAAGGACAAUCUGGGAACGAGGUUCAGGGUGGGCUUGAGCGUGGGGCUGCUUGUCGGCGCAAAGCUGCUCAAUGUGCAAGUUCCCUUCUACUUCAAGAGCAUAGUCGACUCCAUGAACAUCGACUUCAUGGCCGUGGGUGGGACGGCGUGGACAGUGGCCGGAUCCAUGAUAGUGGCCUAUGGCGCAACCCGUAUCGGUGCUACCCUUUUCCAAGAACUGCGCAACGCCGUCUUUGCCAGUGUCGCCCAGAAGGCCAUCAGGAGAGUCGCUUGUAGCGUCUACGAGCAUCUGUUGAAGCUCGACCUCAGCUUCCAUCUGUCCCGCCAGACUGGUGGUUUAACGAGAGCCAUCGAUCGAGGAACGAAGGGCAUAAGCUUCUUGCUCACAUCCAUGGUCUUCCACAUAUUGCCAACCGCCUUGGAGAUAUCGUUGGUCUGCGGUAUCCUGACCUACCAAUACGGAGCUAAAUUCGCCCUAAUCACCGGCGUUACAAUGGCUGCAUACUCAGCCUUCACUAUCCUGACCACAUCAUGGCGGACCAAGUUCCGGAAGCAGGCCAAUGCUGCUGAUAACAAAGCCGCAACUGUCGCAGUUGACUCCCUCAUCAACUACGAGGCUGUCAAGUACUUCAAUAAUGAAAAAUACGAAGUCGGCCGAUACGACAAGGCGCUGCAGGCUUACGAGAAGGCCUCUAUCAAAGUCGCUACGUCCCUAGCCUUGCUGAAUUCGGGUCAGAACAUCAUCUUCUCUAGCGCGCUGACGGCAAUGAUGUAUCUUGCAGCCAGCGGCGUUGCAGAAGGACAGCUAACUGUCGGGGACCUCGUCAUGGUGAACCAGCUGGUCUUCCAGCUUUCGGUGCCCCUGAACUUCCUUGGUUCCGUUUACCGUGAGCUGAGGCAGAGUCUGCUUGACAUGGAGACUCUGUUCAACCUGCAGAAGGUCAAUGUUGCGGUUAAGGACAAGCCGGAUGCUAAGCCGCUGCUGUUGUCUUCCGGCGAGAUCAAGUUCGAAAACGUCACGUUUGGCUACCGCCCUAAUCGCCCCAUUUUCAAAAACCUCAACCUCACCAUCCCCGCCGGCAAAAAGGUCGCCAUCGUUGGGCCUAGUGGCUGCGGAAAGUCUACCAUUCUCCGACUCCUGUUCCGAUACUACGAUACGCAAGAAGGCCGCAUUCUGAUUGACGGCCAGGACAUUCGAGACGUGAGUCUAGAAAGCCUGCGCAAAGCCAUAGGGGUGGUGCCUCAAGAUACCCCUCUCUUCAACGACACGAUCGGGCAUAACAUCAGAUACGGUAAUCUUGAAGCGUCGCAUGACCAGGUCAUCGAAGCAGCCAAGCGAGCGAAUAUCCAUGAAACUAUCAACCAUUUCCCAGAUGGGUACCUGACCAUGGUGGGAGAACGUGGCAUGAUGAUAUCAGGGGGAGAGAAGCAACGUUUGGCUAUCUCCCGUCUCAUUCUAAAAGACCCACCUCUUCUUUUCUUCGAUGAAGCUACCUCCGCAUUGGACACACAUACCGAACAAUCCCUGCUCUCCCACAUCAACUCCAUCAUAAAGGAGAGGAAGCGAACCUCCGUCUUCAUCGCGCAUCGGCUACGUACCAUUUACGACUCGGACCUCAUCAUUGUAUUGAAGGGAGGCAGCGUAGCCGAAAGCGGCACGCAUGAGCAGUUGGUGGACAGAGCAGGCUUGUACUCUGAGCUCUGGAGUGCUCAGGAGACGCUUUUCGCUGACGCCGAGGAAGAGAAGGAGGUGGCCGGAGACGCGAGGUAGCACGUCAGCCGAUUUUACAAUGACUGGAGGUCUCUUUAGAUCUGUUACGGACGGAAAUGGCUUCAAGGUAGUGGUAGAUGCAGGUCUCUGGUGGCCUCGCGGCAUUAUAGAAGGCUCACUUUCUCCCAUUGAUUGAGGCAUCAUCAGGAAACAUCUCGAUUUUUGUACUAAUUGUAGCGCGGAUAAUGAUAUCUCAAGCUCUUCACAACAAGGGGCGAAAAGGUCGCCGGGAGGAUGCGAACCGCGGAAGCCGGG